AGCCAGGGCUCGGCCCCGCUAACCUGGGACCCGACUUACUACCGGAAGGUACUGGCACGACAUACAUAAAUGUUUUUUUUUUUUUUUCAGCUUCGUGGCACUGAAAAUGAUCCGUACUGAACUACCGAGAAUCCGAGAUGACAAUGACAGUGACAAGUGACAAGUGACAUUGACACUCAUAAAAACAUGCAAAACAUUGUGCUGGCAGCGCUGUGCUAACCGUAACAGCCGAGAAUUCACAAUUCAGUUACUUCCAGUGGUCGUCGAAUACUCGAAUUGUGGGUAUUCGUAUUCUCCGACUCUGUUAAUGCUCAGCAAUUGUGUUUUAUAUUUACUUUACGUCUUAAGCGAUCACUUUACAUAAUAUUACUAUCUUAUUUUCUUGAAAACUUAUAAAAUUUUUCGGGAAAAGUAAAUUGGUACAGUAAAUCUGUAAAAGGCCCAAUCAUCAAAGGUGACUGAUAUUGGUCAGGUGGCAACAACUUAAAUUUGAUCAAGAUGGAGAAUGAAGAAAAUGAUGAGGAGGAGGUGAAGGAUGGCCCAGUUAAACGAAAAAGAGGCCGCCCCAAGUCUACAAAGGAUCCGAAAGCAAGAGAAUUCUGUUGUGAACAUUGUGGGAAAACUUUCAAACAACUUAAUGUCUUUCGGGUUCACACAAGGAUCCACACAGGGGAACGACCCUACCAGUGUGAACUUUGUGGUAUGAGUUUCAAUCAAAUAGGUACUCUCAAAGAUCAUCAAAAAAUUCAUACUGGGGAGAAGCCCCACCCAUGUCCACACUGCCCAUCCCGAUUCACCAACAAGACAAGACUAACACGUCAUAUUCGUACACAUACUGGAGAAAGGCCUUAUAAAUGUGAUUUUUGUCAAAUGGACUUUGCCACCCAGAGUGUUCUGGUCAAACAUCGGCGUGUUCACACAGGAGAAAAACCAUUUAGUUGUGAUGAAUGUGGCAUGUCCUUUACUCAGCGUUCUACACUUGUCAACCACAAGAAGGUGCACACAGGAAAGCGAAGACGCUACCCUCAGAGACUUCUCUACUUUCUUUGCAAACCUUGCUCUCGCUAUUACCCAACGGUAGAGAAACUACACUCCCAUGUGUGCCUUCCAACAGGACAGACACCAGAAGGACAACACAGCUGUGAUGCAUGCCCAAAGAAAUUUUCUAGUUCCAAAGCUGUCAAGAAGCACCAGACUGAGUCACAUGGACCAGACGCUGACACUGAGCAAGUUUGUGUGGUCUGUAAAGAGAUUUUCCCUACUCUUGACGAGCUGGCUGAACAUGUUCAGACCCACGGCAAACCUAAAGCGCCCGAAAAUGCCCAACAACAGGAAACUAAUGUCAUCACCACAUUCGAGUGUUCUGAUUGCGGAAAAUUUUGUAACACCAAGGCUCAACUACUCAUCCAUCAACGGAUUCACACUGGAGAACGGCCGUUUGUCUGCCCGCACUGCUCCAAAUCUUUCCGAUAUCGCCAAAAUCUCAAGGAGCACCUCAAUAGUCACCAGGGCAACAGACCUUAUGCUUGCGAUCAAUGUGAUAAGCGUUUUGCUUUUUCGGCAAACUUGUCGACUCACAAACUGACUCAUGGUGAAUCCAAGGGUCGUUGUCGUUUUUGCAACAAGAGCUUUCGAAGCACCGUACGCCUGCAAGCCCAUGAAGCUGAACACCUUGUCGAAGCUGGCGAAGGUGCUGCUAUCCCAAAUGAAGAGGUCGAGAGCUAUCUGGUAAUUUCCAUGGAGAAUUGAUGAUGUGAAGCUUACGCGGUGCUUAAUGGUAAGAUUGUUUAAAGAAAAAAGAAAAAGACAAAAAAAAUACAAAACAAGACAAACAACA
This is a messenger RNA of Daphnia magna, 1837 nucleotides long. RefSeq names its product zinc finger protein 84. The coding region runs from base 499 to 1749 and encodes 416 amino acids. The transcript is spliced from 3 exons. NCBI's taxonomy places the organism in Eukaryota, Metazoa, Arthropoda, Branchiopoda, Diplostraca, Daphniidae. The record is from RefSeq and is a predicted model, not a curated record.